Aedes aegypti (yellow fever mosquito) is the source of this 3609-nucleotide messenger RNA. RefSeq names its product dynamin-like 120 kDa protein, mitochondrial (gene Opa1). The transcript is spliced from 11 exons. Gene Ontology annotation, molecular function: GTPase activity; microtubule binding; GTP binding. Gene Ontology annotation, cellular component: microtubule; cytoplasm; mitochondrial membrane. Bases 145 to 3105 code for a protein of 986 amino acids. The record is from RefSeq and is a predicted model, not a curated record. Lineage: Eukaryota; Metazoa; Arthropoda; Insecta; Diptera; Culicidae. Gene Ontology annotation, biological process: mitochondrial fusion.
CAUCGCUUCACUCUAUCCUGUCAGUGCCCGAGGUAAAAGUUCGCGACAUCGUUCGGCGAUUGUGGUGUCGAAUUUUUACAUUUUUUCGCUGGAAAAUAAUGCCCAACUAGUGCAAUCAGUGCAGGAAACCGUACCGGAACAACGAUGGCACAGUUAUUGCGUGGAAAAGCCAGCAUUGACCCGCGGUUCAAACACAUCCGACCAACAGUGUACGCUCUGAGUCGUGUGAACUUCUCCGGAUUUACGUACAAUGGAAACGGUAGCGGCCGGAGUUCCGGGGGCAGCCAGCGCCGUCAGAAUUUCUACUAUCAGGAGUUCCUGCGCGGACCUAAGUUCGGAGGCUACCAGUACUAUCAGUCUUCGCGGGGAUACGGAAUGCUGGUCGGUCGUGUCCUGCGAGGGGUGCUAAAGCUGCGCUAUCUGGUUCUCGGUGGAGCGAUAGGCGGUGGAGUGACAUUGAACAAGCGUUACGAAGAGUGGAAGGAUGGACUGCCGGACAUGAAGUGGCUCGAGGAGGUACUGCCCGAUAAUGACAAAUGGGGCCAGUUCACCAAAAGUUUGCUAGCCGUCAAGGACUCGGUCAAAGAUUCCAUCGAAAUCGAUCCACGUUUGAAACAGCUGAGUGAGAACAAGAUUAACGAGUGGCGCGAGUGGUUUGAUAAACGGUUGGAUAAUGCCAUUGAGGCGGCCGAAACGCAACAGAACCCUCAAAUUGAAAGUUCCUUCCAGAAUCUAUCUGAACUCAUAUCAGAUCUUUACGGAGCUACCAAAGAAGAACUUCGCAGCAAGAAUACUGUGAAUGCUAAGAGUCUGUCGGCGGAGGAAAGCCGAAGGCGUGUAGAUACACUCCAGUCGCAGGUCGAUGCGCUCCAAACGGAAAUCAUGAACGUGCAGCUUAAAUAUCAGCGGGAGAUCGAAAAGCUGGAGAAAGAGAACCGCGAUCUUCGGCAGCAAUACCUGAUCCUAAAGACUAACCGCAAGCAGCCGCAGAAGAAGCGCAUCAAAAAAUCGCUCAUUGACAUGUACUCAGAAGUGCUAGAUGAAUUGUCGGGAUAUGAUACCAGCUACAGCACAGCGGAUCAUCUACCACGAGUUGUGGUGGUUGGUGAUCAAAGCAGUGGCAAGACUUCGGUUUUGGAAGCUAUAGCACAAGCUCGGAUUUUCCCCCGAGGCAGUGGCGAAAUGAUGACUCGAGCACCAGUGAAGGUAACACUAUCGGAAGGCCCCUACCACGUGGCCCAAUUCCGUGACUCAGAUCGAGAAUACGAUCUCACCAGGGAAAGCGACCUGGCCGAUUUACGGCGUGAUGUGGAAAUUAGGAUGCGGAAUUCCGUGCGCGGUGGAAAAACCGUUAGUAUGGACGUGAUUUCGAUGACCGUGAAGGGGCCCGGAUUGCAGCGGAUGGUUCUGGUCGAUCUACCGGGUAUCAUUUCUACGCAGACGGUGGACAUGGCUGCCGACACCAAAGACUCGAUAAAGCACAUGACUGAGCACUACAUGAGCAAUCCCAAUGCGAUUAUUCUGUGCAUUCAGGAUGGUUCCGUGGACGCCGAGCGUAGUAAUGUGACGGAUUUGGUAUCGCAAUGCGAUCCGUUGGGCAAGCGGACGAUAUUCGUCCUGACCAAGGUCGACAUGGCCGAGGAUUUGGCUGAUCCGAAUCGAAUCAGGAAAAUCUUGUCCGGAAAGUUGUUCCCUAUGAAGGCUCUCGGUUACUUUGCCGUCGUUACCGGUCGCGGUCGAAAGGACGAUUCGAUCGAAACCAUCCGCGAGUACGAGGAGAAAUUCUUCAAAAACUCCAAAUUGUUCCAAAGUGGUGUCACGAUGUCGCACCAGGUCACAACGCGCAACCUCAGUCUCGCAGUGGCCGAUCGCUUCUGGAAAAUGGUUCGGGAAACUAUCGAACAACAGGCCGACGCAUUCAAAGCUACUCGUUUUAAUUUGGAAACGGAGUGGAAGAACAAUUUCCCGAGACUACGUGAAUCUGGCCGAGAUGAACUCUUUGAAAAAGCUAAAGGCGAAGUGCUGGACGAGGUGGUGAAUCUUUCACAGGUGUCUGCGAAAAAGUGGGAAGAAUUGCUCAACGAUAAGCUUUGGGAAAAGUUGUCGAACUAUGUGUUCGAGAACGUAUAUCUGCCAGCGGCACAGUCCGGUUCAACAAAUUCCUUCAACACUAUGGUGGACAUCAAGUUGCGCCAGUGGGCCGAACAAGCUCUACCCGCCAAGUCUGUAGAAGCCGGAUGGGAAGCCCUACAGAAAGAGUUCCAGCACCUGAUGGAGGUGGCUCGAAAAACGCCCGAUCACGAUGAUCUGUACGACAAUCUGAAGAGCGCAGUCAUCGAUGAAGCCAUUCGCCGCCACUCUUGGGAAGACAAAGCCAUUGAUAUGCUGCGAGUCAUUCAACUAAAUACUCUAGAAGACCGAAGCGUGCACGAUAAGAACGAGUGGGACCAGGCCGUGCGGUUCUUCGAGAGCUCUGUCAAGGAGAAGCUUCAGCACACAGAGCAAACAAUUAGUGAAAUGUUCGGACCGACAACGACUCAAAAGUGGCUCCAUUGGCGCUCGUCCACUGAAGAUCAGAACAAGCGGAAACACGUUAAAAGUGAACUCGACAAAAUUCUCGGUAGUGACUCAAAACAUUCGCCCACACUUAGCUACGACGAACUGACGACGGUGCGGAAAAACCUUCAACGUAACAACGUUGAAGUCGAGACGGACUAUAUCCGUGAAACCUGGUAUCCCAUCUAUAGAAGGCACUUCCUCAAGCAAGCCCUCAACCGAGCGUACGACUGCCGUAAAGCAUACUACCUUUACACCCAGCAGGGUUCCGAUUGCGAAAUAAACUGCAGCGAUGUGGUGCUGUUCUGGCGCAUCCAACAGGUGAUCAAAGUGACUGCCAAUGCCCUGCGGCAGCAGGUGAUCAAUCGAGAAGCCCGCCGGUUGGACAAAGAAAUCAAGGAAGUGUUGGACGAAUAUGGCGAAGACGACGAGAAGAAGCAACAGCUGCUAACUGGAAAGCGUGUCACGUUAGCAGAGGAACUUAUUCGAGUACGACAUAUUCAGGAGAAACUGGAAGAGUUUAUCAAUGCGCUUAACCAAGAAAAGUAAUCACGAGAGCCAAAUCGUAAAAAAUGCAUCUAGUCCAUCGCGGAGACGGAUACCGGAAUAAGAACGCACGCUGCUUUAGAAGCAUUCAUCCUACACAAACGAAAAAGAAGCGAAUCGUUUAUUAGGAAACAAAGUACCUUCCAAAGUACCCUUAGUUUCAUCGUGAGGAAAAAUUCUCUAAAACUACUUAAUUAGAUCACCUACAUCCAAAUGCAUCCCUAAUAAUGUUGUCCAUUACUGCUAGCAUGCGAUUCCAGCCUAAGCUAUUUAUCAUUAUUGUAGCUUCAAAUUGUUUUCGAAAUGUUCCUUCAAAAUGUAUUUGAUUUGAAUUGUAUCUUUUAUUUCCUUUUACUUCGAAUUGGUGCAGCAGCAUAGUCCUGUUAGACACGAAUCAGACUCCUUAUUAGAUCGUAACAUUUUGUCUUGUGAUUUAAGCUAGUGUAACGAGCGAGGUAUUUCAAACCGUUAGGCUGAAUUGGAAUAAAAUUUGCAUUGAAUCGAAAA